Messenger RNA from Brettanomyces bruxellensis, 3735 nucleotides. RefSeq lists its product as uncharacterized. Gene Ontology annotation, biological process: microtubule anchoring. The transcript has a single exon. The record is from RefSeq and is a predicted model, not a curated record. Gene Ontology annotation, molecular function: microtubule binding. Lineage: Eukaryota; Fungi; Ascomycota; Pichiomycetes; Pichiales; Pichiaceae. Gene Ontology annotation, cellular component: centriole; cytoskeleton; axonemal microtubule. Bases 1 to 3735 code for a protein of 1244 amino acids.
AUGGCUUCGAAUUACAUUGCCGGUCAAGAUGUUCACUUUGACUACGUUCCAGAGGUUCAGGCAGAGGGCAAUUCGGGCAGGAAACGCAGUAGUAAAGCCUGGCGUGGCAAAAACGUGAAAAUGCAGGCGAAACUUAACCGUCCUGGGGAUGAUUAUCCAACGUCUAGGGUGAUUAGACAAGAUGCAAAUGGAAAUGUGAUUGUGUCAGAGUUGUCCGAUGAUUCGGCAACGGAGAGCGGUGAAAAGUCCCGGCACAUGCACUGUUGCCGAUGUGGGCGGUGCCUGACGGAUUCCGAGUAUGAGGAGGAGGAAGAAGAGGUGGAAAAUGGAGAUGUGCAUAAUAAUGAGGAAGGUGGGAGUGAAAAAAUCGCCGAAUACGAGUACGAGUACGAUGAUGAUGACGAAGGAGUGGAUAAUAAUGAGUAUGAGGAUGAGUACGAGGAGGAGAGGCGAUCUGGGCACGGAUACAGGAAUCAGCAGGGCAAAAUACACGAAGAUUUUGAUGAUAAUCACGGCCAUAGUCAAAGUUGCCAUCACAAACAUCACCAGCGACAUCUGGACGAGAACGAAUACAACGAUCCGGGAGAAGAGUACUCGGAAAACGAGUUCAUUCCGGGAAGCAGCGAGGAGGGGGAGUAUGAGGAUGAAGAUGACGUUGAUGAUGAAGAUGACUACAUGGGAUUUGAGGGGGAGACAGAUGACGAUUAUGAAGAAAACGAGGGUAAUUAUCACUACCGGAGCCACGAACGGGUCCAUGGGUCGAGCCGGCAGUCGUUGAACACAAAACGGUACUUGGAGAUAUCCGUGAACCGCCAAAGAAUGCUCAUUGCUAGGUGUCUACUGCAUCCUCGUGUUGGAAACUAUCUUUGGCGUGUGAACAUGUCAACAGAGGAUAAACUAGGAAUGCGGCAGUUCUGGAUGGAGGCUAGCGAACAGAAGAAGCGCGAGAUAGCCUCUGUGACGACCGAGGAUGUGAUGAGGGUGGCUAGAAACGAGCAUGACUUCAAUUGCAACUGUCGUAUGUGCGGAAACAGGAGGGUAAUCCUGGAAAGAGAGUUGCUGAAGCUCUAUAGCCGGCACCGCCAGCUGUGUGGGCUGGAUGCGGGCUCUUUGGACUCGUACCAGGUGAAUUAUAGACUUGUGAACGCGUUUUUGGGUGUGCCUGAGAAGCGUAAGGCCGAUAAAGAGAGCGAAAAUACACCAGACAGCGUUUCUAAAGCGGACGGAAAGGAUUCGUUUGGCGAAGUUAUGUCUGUUGCUGAGGACCUUCUCCGGAACCAGGGGGAGAAAUUCAUCAACACGGUUGAGCAGUUUGACCAAGAGCAUUGUUAUACAAAGCUCUUCCAGCAAAAAACUGCAGAACAUGCUCGCAACUUGUUCAAGUCAUUCAUGAAGGUGAAGAUGGACAAACGGAAGCAUAUGUGGAAAGAGGGUCUUGAAAAGGGCAAUAGUGGUAAGGCCAGAAGGGCUGGAAGGCAGCAAAAAGGUGAAAUACUGCCGAAUGAGGGGGAAGAGCCUGGAGAUUACUAUGAGGAUCAGAUGGAGGAUGAGGAGAAUGGCAAUGAGAGAGAAGGAGAGGAAGGAGGUGACAAUGGAGAAGGGGAAAGAGAAAGAGAAGAAGGAGAUGAUAAUAUUGACGAUAUUGAUGAUAUCGAUGACAUUGACGACAUCGAUAAUAUUGACGAUAUUGACGAUAUUGACGUGGAUGAUGAGCAUUUCGACCAAAAUGCAGUCGAAGGGGAGAAAGAAGAUAAUUGUGAUAGAGCCAACAGUAAUGAAUGUGUGGAUAACGAAAAAGAAGAUGGCAGCCAGGCGGUUGACCCGCGGCUAAUACGCAGAAUGGAGAAGUUGGAGAGGAGACUCGUUGAAAUCACAAAUAUGCUACAGUUGAUGACAGCGAAGCUUCUUGUGAGUCGAUUGAUAGUGGCGUACAAGUACAAAGUGGCGGAGGAUAACAGAAACGAGCUUUUGCAGGAGCUAGAAGAUGAGGAAAAGCGGAAGAAGGAGAAGGAAGAGAAGGAAAGAAAGCGGAAGGAGAAGCAAAAGGAGAAAAAGAGGCUUCAGCAGCAGGCGAGGGAGCAGGAGAAGAAACGUCGGGAGGCUGAAAAGCUGGAAAAGGAGAAAAAGGAGAGAGAGGAGCAGAUCAGAAAGGCUGAGGAGGGCCGGAAGAGAAAAGAGGCUGAGCGGAAGAAAAAGCGGGAGGAGGAGAUGGUGAGAAAGAAGAAGGAGAAGGAAAAGAAGGAGAAGGAGAGAAAGAAGCGCGAGGAGAAGAAGAAACGGGUUGAGGAAGCAAAGAAGAAGAAGCUUGAGGAGCAGAGGAAGCUCGAGGAGAAAAAGAGGCAGGAGGAGGAGCAGAGAAAGCUCGAUGAGAAGAAAAAGCAGCAAGAACUGCAGAGAAAGAGGGACGAGGAGGCCAAGAAGAUGGAGGCAGAAAAUGAGAGAGUGAGAAGAGAAAGGGAGAGGCAUAGGCUGCAGAAAAUGAAGAAGGACACGCAGAAAGAUAAGCAGACGACAAUCCAGGGCGAUACAAACAAUGUUGCACGAAAGUCACCAGCCAACAUGCCGGCAAAUGCAGCAACUGAGCACAUCCCUGCACCGCCUGCAGCAUUUGGAUCAGUUCAAGCUGCAGCAGGUGUGAGUGCACUGUCCGGCAAUGCAAGCUCGUUUGGCAGCAUUGGGGCAAUGGGGAAUUCGGCAGGCUGGAAUUUGCCAAGUGCGAAAUUGUCCGGUUCGCCGUUUGCAAUGCAUUCGAAUGGGUCUUUUUCCGCCGACCCGCUUUCGAGAAACCCGCUCCUGAGCAGCAGUAUGACAGCAUCACGGGCAGGCAGUGUGGAUAUACUUUCGCAGUAUCUGGCAUCAGCUACACUUGGGGAUGUUGUUGGAGACAGUAAGUAUCUAAAGACGGCCAUUCCGUCCACAAAUCCGCUUCUCAACACAUCGUUUUUCGGCGGAGCUGCCACCAGAAACGGCAGAGCGGACAUUUGGGGAAGCACUGCGCCGAAUUCCGGCAUCAGUUCAUCCAGAAAAAGCUCCAUUUGGGGAAACAGCAACCCACAGUUGGCAAAUUCAAACAAGACUCUCGGCUCAGCGGCUGGCACGCCUGCUGACAGCCUCAAGUUCUCUGGAUUGUCCUCCAACAUUCUUGGAUCGGGAACCCUGAUGCCCAACUGGUCUUCUGCCAAUGAACCAUCCAUGAAUAACGGUCUGGACUCUCCACUGGUGCCGCAACCGCUGCUCACUGGCCCAAAAAUGGGCGUGCAUGAUGCCCAGAGGAUCCAGUUGGAAAUCCUAAAGGCAGCACCGAACUUGCCGACGGAGAAAAACGGAUUCUACUCGAUUCCGCUCCUGUAUCAUUACUCGAAGUCGCUGCUCUCGUCACUCCUUCCCAACUUGAGCUUCGACCAGUUUAUAGACGCUUUGAGCGUUCCCUUAAACACAGUUGUCGGUGCGUCUUUCCAGGUUGCAAAAGACGACCUGGGCAACUUCAGCUUUGUGAAAUUGAUUCCGAACAGCCCUGCUGGUCUCGACAAGCAUGCCCAGCAGCUUGGGAUGCUUCCUCCUGGCCUGGAUGGACGCUCCUCGCUUUCCCAUACGGGCAAUAUGAGUGUUGGGGCCAGUGUGAGUCCAAAUGGUGCCUUAAACAAGCCUCUUGGCUUUGGAGCACCCGCUUUUGCAGAUUCCAGCAUGCCACAGAGCAUGACUUUCUCCAACGCGUGGUCCUCAGGCCUAAAUUAA